Messenger RNA from Aspergillus welwitschiae, 1899 nucleotides. Its product is annotated as putative pH signal transduction protein PalI. Gene Ontology annotation, cellular component: cell division site; plasma membrane; growing cell tip. NCBI's taxonomy places the organism in Eukaryota, Fungi, Ascomycota, Eurotiomycetes, Eurotiales, Aspergillaceae. The transcript is spliced from 3 exons. The coding region runs from base 1 to 1899 and encodes 632 amino acids. The record is from RefSeq and is a predicted model, not a curated record.
AUGCUGCUCAAACCCGCCACUCCCCUCACCAUCCUCCUCCUGAUCGCAUUUGCGCUUCUCCUUAUCUCUGUCAUUUCCACCCCUAUCGUCAAAAGCAUUGCGCUUGCGAGACAUGAUAACAUUGACUAUGGCGUGUUCGGAUACUGCAAAGGCGAUGUGUGCACCAGCAUUCAUGUUGGUUACGCCGACGCUGACUCUAGUUCAGAUGACAUAACUUCCGAAGACGGUACAUUUAGCAUUGCACCUGGCACCCGCAGAUCGCUCUCAGCAAUUCUGAUCGUCCAUCCCGUCGCUGCGUUCCUCACACUCGUAUGCCUAUGCAUGGCCGCAGCGGCUCAUUUUCACUCACCGUCGCAUUCGCCCCGCUAUUUGCUAGCCUUGUUGAUCCUACUGCUUCCCACUCUUCUCGUGUCACUCCUCGCGUUCCUGGUCGAUAUUCUCUUGUUUGUACCGCACAUGGCCUGGGCAGGAUGGAUUGUAUUAGUUGCCACCAUUUUACUUGUCACUUGCGGCGUGGUUACAUGUGCAAUGCGGCGGACACUCGUGAGCCGCAAGGCAAGGAAGAAGCGGAUCAACGAAAAUGCUGAAAUGAGCGGGGAGAACUUCUACAACCGCCAAAACGCAGCGGCGGCAGCAGCAGCAGCGAACCUGGAUACAAAGGAGCCUGUGAUAACUGGGUCUUCGCCUUCAUCCGAGACGGGCCCUACAUUUGCUACUUUCCGUACGACUACACACGACAGUGAUGACGAUCGCACGCCACUGAAUUCACGGACUGUUCAUCCUGACCCUCCAAUGCCCGAUAACCAGUACACCCGGGCGCGGAGAGAUGUGGCAGCCUAUAACUCUCCGCCUGAUGAUGCUGGUAUUUCUGGUCCGCAAGCUCCACCAUCCGAUCCUCGUUUGCGCAAUCAGUAUUCCGACGGCAGUGUUGGCUCGCGGAGAGGGGCCCCUCCGCCAGGGUUUGCGCGCGGACGGGGUGGUUAUCCACCGCGAGGGGCUUAUGGCCGUGGGGGGCCUUAUAGAGGACCACCUCGGGGCCCGCCUCCUCCGGGUGCAAACGGUGCCCCAAUGGGUCCCAUGCGAGGUGGACAUCCCGGAAUGAUGGGACGAGGAUACCGAGGACCCCCUCCGGGUGAUUACAUACCUGGGCCCGUUCCUCGGCCAACUCCGCCGCCUGAAGAUGAGUACGGCUAUCACCACCCACCGCCCGUCGCUCGACAGCCGUCCCCUGGGCCAAUUGGAAUGGCAGUAUCUCCCGAUCAUGGUAGCCCAAUCGGCCAGGCUAUCGAAAUGCAACCACAGCCACGACGAAUGGGCUCUCAUGAAUCGCAUGAAGCGCACCUCGAACCCCAGCCACAUGCGCUGUCAGCAGAUGGCUAUCCGGAGCCUAUCAGUCCUUCAAGUCUCUAUAGUCGGACAGCAUCAUAUAUUCCUCCGCGUGCCGGUUGGGCCCCAGAAGAACCGCGGACCGGCCCCUCGCCCUCGCCUGUCCAUGCGUAUGAAGGGCCACGACAACAUGCUCGAACUCCUUCAACGGACUAUUUUGAAGAUGCAGACCCUCGGUUUGCUACCAACGAGUCGGCGGCAGGCAACCCUCGGUUGCCGGCUGUCUUGACACCAGGUGCUACUGGUGAGAGGAAACCGAUGGAAGAUAUGGCUGAAGGACCCAGCUCACCGACUACUAGCGAAGUAAGCCACUUUACAUCAAUAUCUGAGCGGCCUAUCAAUCCCCGCUGGCGCCCACCUCCCGUUCCAGCGCAGCGGAAGCAUGAUGUUCUCCUAGAGAACAAUCCCGACUUUGACUUGCGGGCAGGUACUGGGCGGGGAGGAGCUGCUGGUGUUGGUAGUCGUAUGCCACCAAUGUCGAUACCCCGAGAUGCGGCAAGAUACCCCAUUUGA